AGUUGCAGCACUGUAUGGUGACAGCACUCCGCUAUUCACUUGUUCCACUUUCUGUUUAAUGCUAAGUGCCGAGGAGACGUGAAAGCUAAGUCGUCGACGAGUGAUUUAUCCGUUACACGGUAUAAAAGAAUAGCGUGUUUGCUAUGUUUACUUCCCGAGGCUCCUAUUAGCCGGUUAUUAAAGCUGGCAGCUAAACGCUAGGAGCUAGCUUAGACGAUUUCGCCGGUACAGGCGGACCUCUUUGUCUGACAGGGGAAGGCGUGCUCUUUUGUUAGCUUUUCCCCUUUGUCCACUUGGGAAAGAGGAACUGUCGAGCCAGGAUUUCAUAAUCACCGCUAAUUUGGAAGUAUUUAGAAAAUGCAGAUCGCGAAAAAAUACUUUACAGAAAGCCUGAUUCAAUUAACGAUCCUACUCAGUUUGAUUGGAGUUCGGGUAGAUAUCGACAGCUACUUAAGCGGCUACUAUACGCCUCUAGCAGAGAUUAACUUGGGUCCUAGUUCUGCCUAUAUCCAAACACCCUUUCACAGUUUGAGAGAUACUCUUGACGGAUACAGUGUGCAUCCUAAAUGUCCCGAGCUAGACUACUUCUUUGCAAGUCGCCGGCUGUUGGACGAAGUGAGGACCCUUGGUUCUCCGAGGUUCCACACGCAGUUGAACGCAUGGCUUGUACACCAAGUGUCUGCCACUGACAAUGCUGAGCGAGAACCUUCAACCAGCAACAACAUUAAUACCAGUGCAGGGUUAGAAAGCCCUGGAGAUGAAGCCAGAGAUGCCAGUGAACAUCAACCUGGCAGUGGCCAAGAAGUGUACCAGACAAACCCUGACCUCGGACAAGGGCCUUGUGGCGCUGGAGCCUGCGUGUUUCCUCAAGAGGAUGAUGAAGUAAAAGUGAAGCAAGAGGAGGAACCUGUCCCACUAACUCAGCUGGCUCACAGUUCCACACUUGAACAAGAGAGUCUUCUUGAAGGGGUCACUGUACUGUCCAAUCAAGCACGUCACCAUCCUCCUCUUCCUACCAGUGAUAUUGACUGGAACAAUUUUCUUUCUGUCACAGACCUUGAUGAGUUGGAUUCACUUGUUGCUGAGCAUGUGUCUGACCUCGACACGGACAUCACUAGAGCCAUCAGCCAGGAUGUCAGUUUACAUGAUGCAACGGUAACCAGUGCUGGAGUGUUUGGUGUGGCAUCUGGAAGAGCAGAGUCCAGGACUGCCUCCCAACAGCAAAGAACCCUCUUGCGACUAGACUCCACGGGCUCCUCACUGUCAGAUGCUUCACCAGGGAUGGCUGUAGGCCUCGCUGCGCUCCCUUUUGCCACAGUAUGUAAUUUAACUGCAAAUAUGACAUCACAGUGUACACUGGGCGGCUGUCUGGAUGAGGCAGUGUUUGACCAGAUCAAUCAGCUGGGUUUGGAAGGCCUGGACAUGAUAGACAACCAGCUGAUGAACUGUUUGGAGUCCAUCGAUCCACAAGUCCUUGAGGACUUGGACUCUGAUUCUGGUCUUUCCUUGGAAAGCAGCUCUGGCGGUCCAUUGUCUCCAGGGUCAUCUGAGAUAUCUUCAUCAUCCAGCUCAUGCUGUGAUGAUGAAUGUGGAGCCACAGGCUACAGCAGUGAGGUUGAUUCACUCCCCUCAAAAGGCAUAAUAGACCACAGUACAACGUGGUCACCUGUUGAUCUGAGUGAGAGUGUGUGGCAUGACCACAGCUACUCGUCUCCUGCUCUCCUCAACAAGGCAUCAUUAAAGCUGCCCCACAAAACUGAGGAACCUUUCAGCGAUGAUGACGGGCCACAGCUGGAUGAACGGGAGCUGAGUCGCGAUGAGCUGCGUGCCCGCUCCAUGUGCAUCCCAUUCUCUGUUCUGCAGAUUGUUAACAUGCCUGUGGAAGAAUUCAUGGAAAUUCUUGAUAGUCACAGCUUCUCCCCAGAACAGGUGACUCUCCUGAGGGACAUCCGCAGGCGUGGGAAGAAUAAAUUGGCAGCCCAAAACUGUCGCAAGCGCAAACUAGAUGCCAUCACAGGACUUCAGGAAGAGGUGGAAAGGUUGCGAGCUCAGAGAGACAGACUGCUGAGAGACAAACAGCUUACAGCCAAGACAAUGGGUGCCGUGGGCCAACAGAUAAAGCAGCUGACCAGAGACGUCCUGGCUCGGCUGAGGGAUGGUUCAGGGCAGCCCCUGAACCCGGAGAGAUUCACCCUGCAGUGCGGGGCUAACGGAAGGGUUGUAGUUCAGCCCAUUAGACGGCCUGCUGUCUCCACAUCAGCUGGCAACAAAACAGACAAGAGGAAGAAGGAGAAAAAGCAAUGAUGCUUUAUUUCCAGAUGAGACUUUAGCUUUUGGGGUUUUUUUGGAUAUGAACUUACUUGCCUGAUUCUGGUUUUGGGAUCUCUUCUUUUGUAAAUGUGUGUGUGGAUUCACCACUGUUUAAAACCAAAAUAGGCAAAAGCUGCAAAAUGAAAAGACACUCAAAGCAUAAAUGAGUAAAAAUGAAUAUUUGUAAAUAAGAAAAUUGUAGCUUAUACACUGGACAUUCUUUGCUUAUUUAUGAUGGGCAAUGCAGAUGGGGUGCUUUAAGGGAACAGCUUAGCUGCUGGCAAGUCUCUCUUUGUGCCUGUUAAGAUAUGAUAAGACUAUUACUUUCAAGUGCAAGUGUGACAGUUACUGGAUAGUGAUCUAAAAGAAGGGGAUUGUGUGUGUUUGCUUGUAAUGUUGCCUUUCUUUAUAACUAUACAGUAGACUGAGAAGGUUAAAGAUUGUAUUUAUUACAGUUUCUUAGGUUCUGUCGAGGACGGUAUCCUUUUUUUUCAAAAUGGUAAUUUUAAACAUAAGUGGUAAGAAAAUUAAAAGCCAACCUAUAUAAUGUUUACAGAGUGGUUUCAGAUUCUGACAGGCAUGUAACAUUAAGUAUUGGGAUUGAAAUUUAAAAUUAGAUGUAUUUUUUUUCCUUACUUGUCUUGAUAACAUACAAGCACCAGUGAUUACAAGGACAAUGCCUUAAUUUGCAUCUGGAAUGUGUUUUUGGUUAAUUUGGGUAUUUAAUGAUCCGCAGAUGCAUGUUAUCGUAAGAAAAAAUGUUUUGAGUCUACCAUAACAUAUUAUACGUUACUGCUGAUUGGUUUUAAGCAUAUUUUGAUUUAAUCCCUUCAAGCAAAAUUUCAGUCUUCACAGGAUUAUUUACUACCCUACACCUCUGGUUUAGUUGAUUUCUGGCAACAUUAACAACAUCGUAUUGAUGUUUUGUUUCUUAUUUUUUUCCUCAGGGGAGGGUAAGUGUGUUGACAACCUUUAAAUCCUUAGUAAUGUGAUCUUAAGUGCACAUAAAAUGUCUAGAUUCUUAAGAAAAAAAGAGAUACAAUCACAACUUUUGGGUUGACUGUUUGGAUUUUUUUAAGUAUUUUAGAUUAUCUUGAGUGUUAUGACAUUUCCAUUGUAUUCAUGGGUAUACUGCUUUAUAUGAUCAACUUAGAUGAACAGAAAAUUCCUAAAUUAGUUGAAAGUGUGAAUGAAUUUUUAUUUAGUUUUGAGAAAAAAUUGACUCAACCCCUUUACUUAAAGUAUGUUGUACUAUUUUGUCUAUAAUGUUCUACCUCGUGUCCAAAUUUUGGUUAAGUUUGGUUAAGUUUUGGCUAAAUGAAAAUAUUUAUGGGAACUUAAGUGCACUUGAAUAAUAAAAAUCCAUCUGUUUUGUGACCCUAAAGGACAGGCUAGUCAUUUGA
Messenger RNA from Melanotaenia boesemani (Boeseman's rainbowfish), 3713 nucleotides. It is a transcript of the gene nfe2l3, whose product is annotated as nuclear factor, erythroid 2-like 3. Gene Ontology annotation, cellular component: nucleus. The record is from RefSeq and is a predicted model, not a curated record. Gene Ontology annotation, biological process: regulation of transcription by RNA polymerase II. Gene Ontology annotation, molecular function: RNA polymerase II cis-regulatory region sequence-specific DNA binding; DNA-binding transcription factor activity, RNA polymerase II-specific. The transcript is spliced from 5 exons. Bases 358 to 2304 code for a protein of 648 amino acids. NCBI's taxonomy places the organism in Eukaryota, Metazoa, Chordata, Actinopteri, Atheriniformes, Melanotaeniidae.